UACACAUUUCCGCCAUAUUGAACCAUCAACUGAGUAAGCCAUAUUUCGGUUAAACAAGAUCCUUUUGGUUAAAAAGUGCCAAUAUGGGAAAGAAUCGCAAGAAAGGUAGGAAGGUGUGGUUGAAUUCGUGUCUGUGCAGUUGAUUUUCAUAUACUGGAUUUUUUUACCAUCUGCUGAUCCGUUGUCAGGACUUUUGAUGUAUGUUCAUGUGUGUCUGUGUGCGAGUUGUUUCUGUUUUCCAAAUCAUGUUAAAAGUUCUCAAACGUCAUUCGCUUGUUAUGAACAUUACUGCCCUCUCAAUAAGCCCAGAUUCCUAAGAUGACUGGAAGUAAUUCUAAGCUUAUGUUAAAUUUCUCUUAGAAUCCUUCAUCUUGUUUACUUUACUCCGUUGUAGUGAAUCCCAGUGCUUCUAGAGCUGAACUGAUGAUGAUGACAGUGUCAGACAUUGUGAGUCAGUUGAUCACAGCACACGAGAAAGGAAAUGAUGUAAAUCUAAACAAGUUAGUGCCUGAUAUCUGUUAACGCACACAUUUGAGGAUGUUAUUUCAUAACCUUUUUGUCCAGCCUCUUUCACAGCUGUUAUUUAGCCUCGUUAUGCAGCACUGUCUAGUCUCCUUAUACAUGGACACGUCUUACUCCUAAAACAUUUGCUUGUGUAACGCUUGGAUGGUCUACUGUUCAGUUUUUCCAGAUUUUCUUAAAAAUCGGUUUUCAGUGGCGUGCAAUGUGUAAUGCUGUAGUCAACAACAGCAAAUCUAAAUUAUAAAAAAGUGUCACAUUCUUGUAUCAUUGCUCGAUAUUACUGUUAUGUCCUGGUUUAUAAGGAUCAAAGGACAAGCUGCCAGUAAAUACGGACUGACAUCGCAACCCAGACUGGUGGAUAUCAUUGCUGCUGUUCCUCCUGCCUAUAAAAAGGUUAGUUCCUGAAUUCUUUGCUUAUUAGUUUUCAGUAAUUAUUUUCACAAAGGGAUUGCUCUGGAAUAUUAAUUUCAAUGAAACAGGAAUUCGUGUACUUUACCCGGUUAGGUCUUACUUCCAAAGUUGAAAGCCAAACCAGUAAGAACAGCUUCAGGGGUGAGUAUCCUGAUGCUUUUUAUUUUGCAUUGUAUUGUAUAGGUAGUGGUUAUGAGGGACAAUACUGUUGUUCUCAUCAUUGUUACUUGUUAGGCACUUUUUUAGAAAUUAUGCGUGGUGACUAUUAUCAUAAGCAAGGGGUAUAUCUUUGAUUUAAGUAAUUCUCAUUAGUUAUCCUUAGAUAUAUAUAAGGCAGACAAUAAGGAGACUCAAUAUUGCUGUUUAAUGAGUCCAAGGAUGGAAACCAUUGCUUUAGUAGGACUAUUUUAUCUCUUUAGGGAAUGGUGAUUUUCCACAACGAAAAAAAAUGGAUUUUACUUACCUUUUUUAUUAUCCCAGAUUGCAGUUGUGGCUGUUAUGUGCAAACCUCAUAGAUGUCCUCAUAUAAACAUGACUGGAAAUAUCUGUGUGUAAGUUAGCAUAACUCUGCGCUUCUGCUACUGUCAAUGUUGGUAAAUCAACAGGCUUAGUGAUGGAGAAUGUCUGUGACUUUAUCUGUGAGAAUUUAGACAUUAUGCUGAACUGGAUUCAAUAUCACAAUGUCAAAGAUCUGCAUCAGAUAUAUUUACCCUUCAAGCUGAAAAGUAGCCUUACUGUUGUUUAUUUUUUGGAAGAUGGAUGAUAAAGUUUCUGUGACAAGUGGCUUGCACUUCACAAACCUAACAUUAUUUUUAUUGUAAAUGACUGUGUAGUUCUUCAAGACAGCAAAUCAUAAAAUGUGUGUUCCACUUUUUGUAGAUAUUGCCCAGGAGGACCAGACUCUGAUUUUGAAUACUCUACACAGUCUUACACUGGAUAUGAAGUAAGGUUUUUUUAAGUAUAAACCAGGCUUUUUUUAAUGAAAUAUUUCUCCUGCAAAUUGCUUGGCAAAUAUAUCUCAGUCAUAUACUUCAACUCUUUUCUUUUAGCCCACGUCAAUGAGAGCAAUACGAGCACGAUAUAACCCUUAUCUACAAACAAGACAUAGAAUUGAUCAGGUGAAUAUUGUCUUAUAGUGGUAGUCUUACAGCGGUAGUCUUACAGCAGUUUAGUUGCUUGUGGAUGGUGGUUUGUCUUGAACUUGCCAUAUUGAAAUACUAGUAAUUAUUAAUCACUACUUGAUUUGUAGCAUUUGGAGGGCAGCAGGUGAUUAUAAAAAUCUCCAGUUAUGUAAUUGCGGAAAGUCCUUUGUUCAAAGGUUGGACAAGUCUAUCCACUGAAUAAAUCUCUAUCUGGUGGAUAACGCUUUACAUUUUGCUAUCACUUAUCGGCUGGAUAGCAAUUUAUAGAUUGGAUAGUGUUAACCGCCCUUUAUACAACUAGGCCCUGAAUUUCACUGGUUCCUAACAAUCUUUUUGUAUGGAGCAGAGGAGGAAGGUGUGAAUAGGCAAGGCUGGCUGAAGCUGGUCUGCAGUGGUGGUAGGAGAGACAAAGUGGAGAAGGAGGGUGAAUCCUAUAGGAAACAGGCAGUCUUAGUAUAGAGAGCUUAUUCUUCUGGGAUCUGAGGGGCCAACUUCACAAACAAGCUAGAUUGACAGACACAUGUACUUGUAACAGUUUAAACUUUUUGCCCUGCUGGCAAGUGGAAUAAUGUAUUUGGUGUCUAAUGACCUCAUGAGAAUAUUUGGUAUUUUCUUCAGCUUAAACAGUUGGGCCACAGUGUGGAUAAGGUGAGAAUUAAUAAUACACUUCUGUUUUUGUACACUCAGAUCACCUCUAAGUGACAUCUGUUACAAUUUGUUAAAUCAUAUUUGGUUAAGUCUAACAACCCUUAAUUAGUGACCUGCAUAUUCCAGUCUCUCUAGCUAGGAGGAACCAAAAGCAUUACUUCAUCUUGUGUAUGGGAUACCUGUGGCAUUUACUUGAUGGUUUAGUUAUAAUUUGUUAGUGUCCAUAUGACCUCUUGGGUCAAGAGAGGGACAAGCAGAUUCACACAUCUUCCUUUAGAGAAUCUUACUUUCCUAGUCAAGGUUUCCGCUUAUGUCCAAAACUUCAAAACAGGUUGUAUUGUUCAUUAUAUUUUGAAGGUUGAGUUUAUUGUAAUGGGAGGUACAUUCAUGUGUCUGGAUGAAAGCUAUAGAGAUUUCUUUAUAAGGAAUCUCCAUGAUGCCCUGUCAGGUCACACAAGUAAUAAUGUGGAUGAAGCAGUCAAGUAAGUCUAUCAUCAAGCUCUAUUAAUUUGAAUGAAAGGGAUAAGAAACCAUGGUGCUGUGUUGGUGGGAGUAUUCCAUUCAUUUUAUCAACUGAUUGAUGAUAUAAAUUGCCUACCAUAAAGUGUUUUUAAAGCUGAUGUUUUGAGCAUUAAGCCUUUGUCAGGUGAAACAAUUGGUAAUUUACUAUUAUUGAAAUAAAAUCUCUGUCAGUUGUUGAUUAUUUGCUUUAUAAGAGCACAUAGUGGAAACCAUUUAAUACCCAGUAAAGGUUUUCAGCCAGGGGAGCAGUAUUUAGAUUAUUGCAGUACAGUGAAAAUUACUUGAACUUAGUAUUCUGAACCUGUUUUUUUCUUAUGCCACUCAGGUACUCAGAGAGGAGCAAGACAAAGUGUAUUGGUAUAACUAUUGAAACAAGACCGGAUUACUGUCUGAAAAAACAUCUUAGGUGAGUGUUCUACUUUUUCAAGAAUACAAAAGGAAAAAGCCAAAUCACUUCCCCCUUUUUAUCUUCAAACUGUUAUACUGGAUUGCAUGUUUGGUGGAAUAAUUAUUCUGUUCUGUAACCUGAAUAAAGGGAGUAAGUUUCUAAAGAAACUGUGGUGCUACAUUGGUGGGAGAGUAUAGGAGGUAAUUUAGUGUUAACAACUGUAAACAUAAAUUAGUCACCAUAAAGAGUUUGAAGGCUGAUACUUUGAGUGUCAGCCAGAUUGCUCUGACAAAGUGCUUACACUCGAAACAUCAGCCUUUAAACUCUAUACGGUGACCAAUUUACAUUUUCAACUGAGUUGUUAACAUUAUAUAACCUGUUUUGUAAGAUGCCUGUUGACCUGCAAGGGGAAACCUUACAGGGUUGACAGAGCCUAGAACUAUACUUAAAUUUUAAAAUUCAGUUGAGAUAUCAAGCAAUUUGAUGAAGCUGGAACCCAAAAAGCUAAUUUGUCUAGUUCCAAUUUUGCAUCUUUUACCAAUUUCUAAUUACAAAUUAGUUUCUGUUCUUUUUCAUAACACUCUUGAGCUGUUAGCAAGAUUUGCAAUCCUUUCCUGUUUCAUAUUUUUAGUUCCAUGCUAAUGUAUGGCUGCACUCGCCUGGAGAUUGGUGUCCAGAGCGUGUAUGAAGAUGUGGCAAGAGAUACUAACAGGUAAACAUGAUGGAAUACAUGAGAGAGGAUACUUGCUUUUUGUAAAGUUUCCCUUUUUUAUGUAAUUGUAUAAUUCUCAACCACAAUAGACACAGCUAUUAAUGGAUCAAUUUAACUAUACUUGAAAAUAAAUUUUUUUUUUUUAUGUGUGAGUGUGAGGGGGGGGGGAUUCCGGAGGGGUACAGAAGACGGAAAUGGAAGGCAAAAAUGCCACCAUUUGUCUAUCAUGAAUCUGUGAUAUUUCAAAUAGAGGAUUGGAGACAGGAUUCAAAGCGUCUGGCAGUGAAGAAGCAGUGUAACACCUUACCUUUCCCCAACUCAUGUGUGAUCUGUAUUGAGGAUUUGGCUAAAUUCCCUUACAAUUAUUGUAUGAUGUAUGAGCUGUUAACAGAUGUUUACUAUGCAAGUGAACAUUUUCCCUUCACACCAUUUUCAGAGGCCACACUGUCAGAGCAGUGAGUGAGUCAUUUCACUUGUCUAAAGAUGCAGGAUUCAAGGUAAAGCUGUUAAUUCAGUUUGAGAUUUUUCCUUUAAAAAAAGUUUUUUCAAUUGUCAAGAAUUUGUCAAUUUACUCUUAUUUGUGAAUCAGUUACUCACAGAGAGUUCCAACUAAUGUAUAUAUUUACACAUACACAUAUAUAUAUAUUAUUUUUGUAUAUUAUUUUUGGAAAGUAACAAAAACUCUAAACUUGUUUAAUUUUGUUUUUAGGUUGUCUCUCAUAUGAUGCCUGAUUUACCAAAUGUAGGACUGGAACGAGACAUUGCACAAUUCAUAGUUAGUGAAAUUUAACACAACAAUUUGAUGUUUUGUUUUUACAUAAGAAUAUUUUCUUAUAGUUUUGGCACUAAACUGUUUGCUUCUUUUGUAAUCUUAGGAGUUCUUUGAAAAUCCAGCGUUUCGCGCUGAUGGUUUGAAAAUUUACCCAACCUUGGUAAUCCGUGGUACAGGUAAGUGAAAGAAAAUUUUAAUUUCAUGAGAAAGCAAUUUCAUUGUCUCACUGAACACUUUUUGUGAGCGCUCUUUCAUAAUUAUCAACUCCUUGAUAAGCUUGCCCACGACGAUGCAUUGCACAGGGAAAGGUUGAACAACCUUUUUUUUUCGAAGGAUACCCUUAAUUAAUACGGUUCAUUAACUUAUUCUCUUUUUUUUAUGUGGGAUCUUUCACAACUUGUUUCAAACAUUUUUAGGUUUGUACGAGUUAUGGAAGACCGGCCGCUACAAGAGUUACCCUCCUAAUACAUUGGUGGAUUUGAUCGCGAGGAUUCUAGCGUUAGUACCACCCUGGACACGAGUCUAUAGAGUGCAAAGGUUAGUCUCACAAACUGGAAGUGAGGGGGGAACCCUUAUACAAAUUAUUCACAGUUUUGUUCGUGUGAGUCGACUUAUGUUAAGUACAUUUCUGAUGGCAAUGUGCAUAAUCUUUAUACAAAACUGUUAGGUGUCUCCAUCAGCUUUGAUCCACUACGUCCAGUUAACUGGUGAAGAAAAUCGCGCAACGGUCUGGACCAAUCAGAUGUACAUGUAAAACCAAAUCCGACCAUAACUUGAUUGCUUCAUUCAGGCAGUUUUUCCUGAGAUUUUACUUUGAGCUCUCUUUGGCUCCUUCGGUCUGAAUGGCUGCUGUAAUUAAUUUGGUACUUCGAAAUUAAGAGAUCCUUGCAGCUAAGAACACUACUGAACUAGUAGUUGAAAAUAGGACCUGAAAAAAUUCAGGCUCGUACGGGAUUUGAACCCAUGACCUGUGUGAUACCGGUGCAGCGCUCUACCAACUGAACCAGAGGUCAUGGGUUUCAAAUCCCGUACGGGCCUGAAUUUUUUACUAGUUCAGUAGUGUUCUUAGCUGCGAGGAUCUCUUAAUUUCGUUUCUUCAACGCAGUGCAAAUAUAUGAAUUUCAUAUAUCUAAAAUCAUCAUUCAUCACUUGGAUGGUUUAUUUGGACCCAACACAUUGGCCAGCUCAUAGUUAGCUUGUUAGCUCAGUUGGUAGAGCGCUGCACCUGUAUCGCAGAGUUCAUGGGUUCAAAUCCCGUACGGGCCUGAAUUUUUUUCAGGUCAUAUUUUCAAUAACUAGUUCAGUAGUCUCCUUAGCUGCGAGGAUCUCUUAAUUUCAUUUCUUCACCGCAGUGCAAAUAUAUGAAUUUCAUAUAAUUUGGUGCUUGUUUUACCACGCUCAAAUGAAAUGCGCUCCAAGUGUUUGCUUUUGUCUCAGGGAUAUCCCCAUGCCUUUAGUAAGUUCUGGUGUCGAACAGGGCAACUUGAGGGAACUGGCACUAGCACGUAUGAAGGAUUUGGGAACACAGGUUAGAAUUUUGUUCCUGGAGUUGCGCUCAAUGUAACUUGUCUACUGUCACUUCUACUCUUUAGUUUUGAGUAUUUCAGGAAUUCGAGUCGGACGUCGGGAUUAUAAUAAAGCAAUUUUGGUCUACUGUCACCGAUGUUUUUCUUGUCAGUGAGAAGUGUGUUGGUUUUCUUUUUUUUUUUCAAUUUUAUGUAUUGCUCUUCACUUCAUGUUAGUGUCGUGAUGUUCGAACCCGUGAGGUUGGCAUACAGGAAAUUCACCAUAAGGUUCGACCAUUUGAGGUAAGUUAAGGCUUAUUUGAUAUGAUUAUUUAAUGGCAUCAACAAAUUCUCCAAGUGUUGGUGACAUCCGCAAUGUCAAGUGUUCUUUUCCGCUUCCUGCUUAGUUCUUAAGUUUAUUGUAACGCCUCACAUUCUCGUCGUUUUUCCUGCUUAGCUCGAUAAAUUUAGUCAGAGGGUGCAGUGUUACGGUUUUUCAAUUUUUUUAAUCAAUGUAGGAAUUGACUACAUCGUGAGAUAAACGAUAGAACUACAUUAUUAUUGCAUUUAAACAUUAGGACUUUAUGACAUUACUUUUAAGUUUUUCUAGAUGAAGGGCUGUAAUGUCGCGCCAUCUCAGUAAUGUUCUUGUUGAUGUUUCUUCUACAGAUUGAGCUUAUUCGCCGAGACUAUGUGGCGAAUGGUGGAUGGGAAACGUUUCUGUCCUAUGAAGACCCAGAGCAAGAUAUCCUUUUUACUUUAAUAUAUAACGCAUAGUUUUGUUGUGACUUUUUCCUCUGCGGUCACCAGCCAGCGAGCGCUCCGGCACAAGCGUUUCUUUGCUCGCGGACCCGUGUGAGGUCUACAAAGGGUCUGAUACUCAUUAACAGUCCCAGACCCCAGCAAAAUUACCCUCAGUCGUCUCAAAUGGUCCCACGGACGGUGAAACGCGCGUCCUGCAGCGCUAGUGAUGAGGGCGUGCCCGUAGACUCUUGAGUCACAGACAUUUUGAUAAAUAUAUAAAGGAUAUUUUUUUCUGAAUUUUAACCCAAGAAGAUUUUUAUAGAUCUGAUCAGUUUGCUUACUAGUUUCGUUGAAUACAUCUUGAAGAUCGGUUUUCCUUCACGGUCUACAGAUAUUUUAGUCGGCCUGUUAAGAUUGAGGAAGUGUUCAGAGGCAUCCUUCAGACCUGAAUUGAAAGGAGGCUGUUCUAUCGUCAGAGAACUUCAUGUGUAUCUUUUUUAUGAGACUUAGGAUAAAACUUAAGUAUUUAAUGUGGAAUCAUUAAUUCAUCAAAAACGCCCAAAGGAAUAUUUCAAUAUUUAUAAGACUCUUAUUCUUUAUUCCGCGAAAUUGGUGUAUGGUAUAUCAGCUCAUACACCACGGCCUGUAGACCAGUCAGAAUUCAGGAACUGGACCAUAUGAUGACUAAUUGUAAUUUUUCAUAGGGAGUUACAUCCUGACAUUUUGGGUUCCAUUCCUUAACUAAUCACAACAAGGAUAGGUAAAAGGGGGGGGAGGGGAUGGAGACGGUGGUGUAUUGGCUGAAAUUUUAACACCGUAAACUUGUUUAUUUCUUUAAGCAAGUAGAGGCCAUAAGAAUGCAAUGAAUCCAGUCCAAGCUUUUUUUCUUUUUCCUUAACUUGUUACCUUAGUUACGGCAGUGUAGUUCCUGUCAGCGCCCGCGAUCCUUCCAAAUUUCAGCAUCAAGUAAGUUCCCGUGUGAGGUGGUAACAGUUGGAAAAUGUAGUUAGUUAGGAUUGUUACUAAAGGUGUCUCGUUUCUCAGGGUUUUGGAAUGUUGUUGAUGGAAGAAGCGGAGAGAAUUGCCCGCGAAGAGCAUGGCUCACAGAAAAUUGCCGUAAUUUCAGGUAUUUAUCUGUUUUAA
Messenger RNA from Pocillopora meandrina, 8509 nucleotides. Lineage: Eukaryota; Metazoa; Cnidaria; Anthozoa; Scleractinia; Pocilloporidae. The record is from the annotation of a GenBank genome assembly.